Tarenaya hassleriana is the source of this 1626-nucleotide messenger RNA. RefSeq lists its product as uncharacterized. The transcript has 2 exons. Lineage: Eukaryota; Viridiplantae; Streptophyta; Magnoliopsida; Brassicales; Cleomaceae. Bases 1 to 1626 code for a protein of 541 amino acids. The record is from RefSeq and is a predicted model, not a curated record.
AUGGUGCAAUAUGUCGCGGGACAACUCACCGACAAUGCACUAGCAUGGUGGGAUCGUGAAGUAGCGGAAAGGAGGAGAGCACGAUACGAACCAAUUUCUACAUGGCGUGAGAUGAAAUUUAUGAUGAGAAAAAUGUAUGUUCCACCUCAUUUUCAUCGAGAGUUACAGAAGAAAUAUCGUACUCUAUUGCAAGGAUCUAGGUCAGUUGAAGAUUACUUCGAAGAAUUUGAAUAUCUUCGGAACCGAUUGGAAUUGGACGAAAGCGAGGAAGUAGUGAUGGCACAAUUUGUUAAUGGACUGCAAGAACGAAUUUCUCGCAAGGUAGAAAGAUUAGUUUACGAUGAGUUGCAAGAACUACUUCAUAUGGCAAUACAAAUUGAGCAACAAAUCAACAAGAAGCAAACUCGAGUAAACCAAGCUCGAAUGACCGCACCGAAUCCUACAACACACCGAACCGAGUACAAGGGCGUUUCCACCGAUGUGAAUCGACCAAGUCUGAACGAAAUUCAUGUUAAAUACAAGGGAAAAUUCGUGGCUACUUAUAAGGAGGAUGCAAAGGUAAGUAAAUCGAACACUACUAACCUUCGAACUCGAGAGAUUGUUUGCUACAAGUGUAGGGGACGCGAAAAUUAUGCUAAGGAUUGCCCGAACAAUCGAGUCAUGAUCCUCACAGAUGUGGGAGAGUAUGAGUCAAUGGAUGAGGAUGAAGUGGAGAGAGUAGAAGGAGAGAUCGAAUACCCGGAUAGUGGUGAGUUAUUGGUCACGAGACGCGUUUUAAGCGCCAUGACAAAUCCGGAAGAAACCGCACAACGAGAGACCAUAUUCCACAGUCGUUGUACCGUGAGGAACAAGGGAUUAAGCGUGGACGAAGAAAAGAUCAAAGCUAUCCGAGAGUGGCCCACACCGACUACCGUUGGCCAUGUUCGAAGUUUCUAUGGCUUAGCAAGUUUUUAUCGUCAUUUUGUGGGAGAUUUCAGCAGCCUUGCUGCACCCUUCACUUCUAUCAUAAAAAAGGACAAGUCGUUUGAAUGGGGAGAAGCACAAGAAAGGGCAUUCAACACCUUGAAGGAUAAGCUCACGAGUGCACCCGUCCUAAUCCUCCCAGACUUUGAAAAAGUAUUCGAACUUGAGUGUGAUGCAUCUGGAAUUGGCAUAGGGGCUGUGCUUAUGCAAGAGAAGCGUCCCGUGGCGUUCUUUAGUGAGAAACAGAAUGGAGCCACCCUUAAUUAUCCGACCUAUGACAAGGAAUUAUACUCAUUGGUUCGAGCGCUCCAAACAUGGCAACACUAUUUGUUGGCCCGUGAAUUCAUCAUCCAUACCGACCACAAGACAUUGAAACAUCUCAAGGGUCAAUCAACACUCAAUAGGAGGCAUGCUAAAUGGCUAGAAUACAUCGAGACGUUUCCGUACGUGAUUAAAUACAAGAAGGACAAAGACAAUGUGGUGGCCGAUGCAUUGUUAAGGCGACAUGCCUUGAUUUCGAUCAUGGAGGCAAAAAUGCUCGGCUUUGAGCUCAUUAAGGAGUUGUACCGUGAUGAUUCAGAGAUUGGGGAUAUCUAUAAGGAGUGCACUAAGGGAUCUCACAAACAAUUCUACAAGGAGGACGAUUAUCUCUUUCGGGAAUGA